Chironomus riparius is the source of this 3669-nucleotide messenger RNA. NCBI's taxonomy places the organism in Eukaryota, Metazoa, Arthropoda, Insecta, Diptera, Chironomidae. The record is from the annotation of a GenBank genome assembly.
AUGUUUUCGACAAGCGACGAUGCUGGAUUUAGUUCAUAUAAUCCAGAUUCUGACGCAGGAGAAGGAGAACAGCCAUCACACGACAUUUUAACGUGCGGUUCAUGUCAGAAAACAUUCGCACUCGCCGAAAUUGUAAAAUUCAUCCAACACAAAGUGUUACAAUGCAAUAAAGAGAAUUAUGGACAAUGCUACACACAAGGCGCAACGGGUGAUAGAGAUUCAGAUGAUGGACGCCCAUUAAGUCUAGCAAAUUCACGACGACCUUCAAUAUCAGCGCCAAUAUCUCGUAAAUCGAGUGUUUCACGCGUUCAUUCACCACCACUUACAAGCCCAUCAAGUCAUCUACUCGAAGAUGGAUCAACGAGUACACCAAAAAGACUCUCCGAAGACAAUGACAUGGGAUCUAAGCGACCUAGCAGCGCCACACCAUCAUUAGAUUGUAAAGAUAAUGUUGUAGACAAUAAGAAUCGCGAUAGUGUCGAAAUCAAGCAAGAGCGUCUCAAUGAUGCCAGCUUGUGUCCGGAUGAUGACUUUCAUUCAUUACCGCCACUCAAGAGAUUACGUGCUGAUGUUGUUGAUGCUGAAUCAAAUACAACAAAUAGUGAACCAUCAAACUACGUAUGCUCAACAUGUAAGACAAAAUAUAGCUCAGCAUGGCGAUUGGUACAGCACGUUCAGCACUCACAUGGCGUAAAGAUUUACGUGGAUACGUCAAAUGCAAAUCAACAGCAAAAUCAAACAAAAUCAUCGUCAUCAUCAUCCUCAUCGUCGUCAAGUAAUAAUCUCAGUGGCAGUUCAACGUGUUCAACGAGUUCCUCAAAUGGUUCCGGCCAAUCGUUGCAGCAACAGCAACAACAAGCACAACAACAACAAAAUUUACCGCCUCCCAGUUUACGUCAUCAUCCAUUAUUACCACCACCUGAUUUACAUGGUAAUCCAUUUGGAUUAUUACGAAUGCCAAUUCCAGCAUUGUCACAAAGUCAAUUAGUUCCACAUGGACCAUUGUUUUCACGACCUCAUGACUUCCGUAUCGAACAAUUUGAGCAAUUUAGACAUCAUGGAUUAAAUUUAGCAGCUGCUGCCGUUGCUGCUGCAAAUCAAUUGAAUCAUAAUCAGGCACAAUUUGGACAAAAUGCACCAGAACGUCCACCAUCAUCAUCGUCGUCAUCAGGAAAGAUUAAUAUUCCACAAAUACCAACAAUGGAACCUCACUUAGAUUUCUAUUCACAACGAUUACGUCAAUUAGCUGGUACAACGAGUCCAGGCGGUAGUGUUGGUGUCACACCAAGCUCCCCAAGUCCACGUAAACAGCACUCACCAAAUUUUGCAAGUCCAUCACCAUCACACCAACUCCCACCGACACCUUUAACAAACAAUUCCCGACCACAGAGCUUAACACCACCUGAGAAGCACAAUGAUAUGUCAUCUGAGAAUGGCAUGGGAAUAACAGCAACACCACGUUCCGCAUCAACGCCACCAAAAUCAUCGUCACAACAGAAUGUCGAUGCCAUUCAUACAUGUGAAUUUUGCAAUAAGAAAUUUAGAUUCCAAAGUAAUCUCAUUGUUCACCGACGUAUUCAUACGGGCGAGGAUAUUUAUAAAUGCACAAGCUGUGAUUUUACAUGCGUUCAAGCAUCACAAUUGCGUCGUCACAUGAGACUACAUCGUUCGCCUGAGGAUCGUGCUAGUAAUUCGGGAUCGGUUGAGACAGAGAAUGAGGACUCACCUGAUGAUUUAGAUGAUGAGGAGGCCGAGGCAGAAGAGAUGAAUGAGGAUGACAUUGAUGAUGAGAAUGAUGAGGAGGCUGAAGAUUUAAGUAUGUCUGGUAUUCAAAGUAACAUUAGUGUACGAGAUAAGGAACUUCUGCAACAACAUCAUGCAAAUCGUGCAGCAUCACUGGUUGGUGAGCUAAUGGAUAAGUUUGGAUUAUCAAAUAUUGCACAAUAUUCCGAAGCAUAUAAACAGGCACUUCAAGAGUCUGAGAAUGCAUUAAAACUCCAUUUGACAAGUAAGGAUCGUGAUAAUAAUAAUACAUCUCUGUCAAUUCCUGGAUUAGCUGAGAAAUUAAAUGGCUUUCCUGCUGCACUUCGUCUUAAAGAAGAGCUCAUUGCCAAGAAUAUCAUGCAACACCACCAAAAUGCCCAAUUACCACAAGUUCCAUUAUUCAAUCCAUUCGAGAAUCCAUUUGAUGCUUCAAAGCGCCUCAAAAUGGAUGGAAAUGAUGGAUGGUGGAAUCUGUCAAACUUCCAUCGUAACGAAGCACUGUUGGAAAACUUGAAAGCCAAAUUGCCUCAUGGUAUGAAUGCCAACCAUCAAAAUCCCCUUCAGCCACCACCAAAAAAGGAGUCAAGGCGUAACGAUACAUGCGAAUAUUGUGGUAAAGUGUUCAAGAAUUGCUCAAACUUGACAGUCCAUCGACGAUCGCAUACAGGCGAGAAGCCAUACAAGUGUGAGUUGUGUAGCUAUGCUUGUGCACAAAGUUCAAAAUUGACACGUCACAUGAAGACACACGGUCGACUGGGCAAGGAUGUCUAUCGAUGUCGAUUCUGUGAGAUGCCAUUCAGUGUACCGUCGACACUUGAGAAGCAUAUGAGAAAAUGUGUUGUGAAUCAGGGCAAGCUAGCUGGCAAUAAUCAACAUCAACAACAACAACAUAACAUGCUCCUACCACCAAAUAUGCAGCAAUUAGGACUACAACUUAGUGCUUCACAAAAUAAUCCAACAAAUCUCUCAACUGCCGCCGCACUUAAUCUCAAUUGUAAUAGUAAUGGAAGUUCAAUCAGUAGUCUCAGUAUGGGUGGAUUACCAAAUGGACUUAAUCGUAAUAUGGACGAGAAUUCCAAUCAAUCUCAGGGUAUGAUAAAGGAAGAGCAGAAUGCAUGACUCUUUGCCCCUCCAUGGGCCUAUGAAAUGCCACCUAAUCGACUUAUGUCGAGGAUUUUCUAAUGGAAUUCCAAACAUACACAUGCAAUGCUAGUCCAACCAAAAUAAUAAACACAUUAUAAUAUCGAAUUUAGUGAAUUAUAAUAUUUUGUUGAUGAACUGAAAAUUUUGAAAUUUUUAUGGCAACAAAUUGGGAAAGUUUCAAAAUUUCCACUUUGUCGAUGCUCACGAUAAAGACAGACGCAAUAUGGAUAUAAAUUAUAUGAGAGGCAUUCGAGCGAAACCAAAGGAAUAAGGUUAGAGGAUGAGAAGAUAUCUUCGUGAUGAUCGUUUUGUAUAGUAAAAGAAAAACUUGUAAAAAUUAAUUAAACAUAAUGAAAAGUUCUGAUGUAUCAAAAAAAAAAAUGAAAAUUGUAGACAAAAUUAUGUAAGAAAGAAGUUUGAAAAUUGUAAAAAGUAAGAGGACUUAAGGAUGAUGACAGAAUGCUAUGGAAAAAAUAAUUGUUUGAGACGGGGGCAUGAAUUAUGAGAAAUUGUAUAAAAAAUAUCCCGAUUUUUACGGACAACCCCCUUCAAAUUUCAUCAAUUUAAGAAGGGUUUUCGUAAAAUUGUGGAAGUUGUCACUAAAAUUGAUAUAUAUGCCUAAGAAAAAUUGUUAAAAUUAUGUAAAAUACAGAGGGGUUGUCCAUAAAAAAUGGGAAAUAAUUUUAAACAAUUUUUCCAAAUUUCAACCCUCUCAAAAAAUGAAAAAAAAUGUGAAAAUUGAAAUUAAAUUAAUCCAAAAAA